AUGGUAUUGGGGUUUUCCCGUUCUCGUUAUCAUGUUCCCUUACAACUUAUCGGCACCUUCAUAGCUACACUGGGUUAUUUUCUUGGCCACUCUCAUGAAGGUCGUCAAUUUGCCAGUGAUACAGCACAUGCUUCGAACGCUUCUUAUGUUAUGCUUAUGCUUAUGGUACAAGUUUGUCUCGGUUUAUAUCUGAAAUGCCAUUUAAAUAAUGGUGCUCAUCAGUGGAUUAGACCUAUGUGUGUCAAGUUUCACAAAGUGAUUGGCGUUUGUAUGCCAGUUGUCGGAUAUAUACAAAUUGUUUUGGGUGUUAUUACCGCUACUGGAUGGUGUAGGGGAAACAAACUAGGACAAUGCCUCGCUCAUUUUAUAAUGGGUUCCUCGUUUAUGGCUCAUGGAAUACUAUUAAUAUUCGUCAUGAGAUUUUCGACAGAAUGGUUACGUCAUAAAGGAAAAUCACAAGAUUAUUAUGAUAGUUGGGUUAUUAUGAUUUGGGGAUUUAUAAAUACGUUUAUGGAACAUAGAUGGGGUACAAGUUGGACUUCCAGUGAUAUACAAAAUACACUUGUAGGAAUAAUGUGGUGGUCAGGAGGUUUACUCGGCAUUUAUUUAUCCCGCAAAAACGCAAAACGAAAUUUAAUUCCAUCAUUAAUAAUAAUAUUCACCGGCUACAUCCUGAGUCAACAAGCUCAACAAUUAGACAUAUCAUCAGAAAUUCAAAGAAUGUUUGGAUUUACUCUAAUGGGUGCAGGUAUUGCACGAUUGAUAGAAGACCAAAUUCUAUAUCUCUCUACAAAUAGCAUUGACGCAUUUUCAUAUGCACUCAUUCAAAUUACGUUAGCAUUCUUUGUAUUUUUCAUCGUAAACGUAAUGAUUGACAUAUAUUGGAUGUCGGGUAAGAAUGAUGGGGAACCUAAAUAUGAGAUUAUUGGUGAUGUAACGAAUGAAAAUGUUUGUGACAAUUCAAGAGGCAAUAAGGAAAAGGAUGAAUCAAGCAGAAAUGUUUUAGAAGGUAGGAAUGGAAUGGAUGGUGGUGAUGGAGGUAUGGGAUUUACGAGUGGAAAUUCGAGUUUUAUAGAUGAUGGCCAUAUAUCAGUAAAUUUGAACGAUGGAUCGAUGAGAGAUAACAAUGAUAAUAUGGAAAGCGAUGAUGAUGGUCGGGAUGGAGAAAUCGAAAGAAAAUCUGAUGGAUUUGUGUUAAAUUAUUUAUUGGUUAGUCAACAUGCUGAUGAGAGAUCACAAGAUGGCAAGUCAGAUGAGAUGUAA
Messenger RNA from Cetraspora pellucida, 1263 nucleotides. NCBI's taxonomy places the organism in Eukaryota, Fungi, Glomeromycota, Glomeromycetes, Diversisporales, Gigasporaceae. The record is from the annotation of a GenBank genome assembly.